UCAAACCAAAUUGCAAAAAACUAAGCAAGAAAGAAGGAAAUAAAGAAAGAAAUGUCAUCGACAUGGACGGCGAAGCAGAACAAGCAGUUCGAGCGAGCACUCGCUGUGUAUGACAAGGACACACCGGACCGGUGGCAGAACGUGGCGCGUGCCGUCGGCGGAAAGUCUCCUGAAGAAGUUAAGCUUCACUAUGAACUUCUUCUUGAAGAUCUUAAGCAUAUAGAGUCUGGCAAAGUUCCAUUCCCCAACUACAGGAGAAGCAGAGGUUGAUGUAGUUCAAUGGGAAUGAGAAUCAAGAAGAAGUCUAUAUGCAUUAUAUAUAUAUAUAUAUAUAUAUAAAGUUUAUAAGUAGUUUUUAAGAAGAAGUAGAAGCAUAGAAAGAUUUGCUUCUUAAAAUUUCUCUGCUGUCUUUCUGCCUUGUUUUAUUGUAAAAUGUAUCUCAAGAACACCCAAUGGAUGUAUUUCUUUGGGUUGUUAUUAUAUUUUAUGAACUUUUAUUGAUUAAUAGCAAUUCACAUCUUACUCAGUUAC
Messenger RNA from Dioscorea cayenensis subsp. rotundata (Guinea yam), 531 nucleotides. Its product is annotated as transcription factor RADIALIS-like. The transcript has 2 exons. Lineage: Eukaryota; Viridiplantae; Streptophyta; Magnoliopsida; Dioscoreales; Dioscoreaceae. The record is from RefSeq and is a predicted model, not a curated record. The coding region runs from base 52 to 270 and encodes 72 amino acids. Gene Ontology annotation, molecular function: DNA-binding transcription factor activity.